AUGUUUGCAGUCAAUGCAACUGGUACCGAUAAACGUGAGCCGCUCAUCAUUGGGAAAGCUUUCAAGCCAAGGGCUUUCUACAAAAAGACAGGAGAGGAACUUGGGUUCUACUAUGGAAAUAAUGCCAAGGCAUGGAUGACCGCAGUCAUCUACACGGAAUGGAUCCAAAGAUGGGAUCGAGAGUUGCGCAGGAAUGAUCUACGAGAUCAAUCAACUUCAGGCCAUGCGCCUUGCAUCAGAGCUUGGGAUGCGGUCAAAGAGGAGACAAUUGCAAAUUGCUGGCGGAAAUCAGGUAUUCUUCCAACAAACUUGUCUGGUCUGGCAACUAUAGAUGAAGGUGCUGAAGCGGAAUUAGAACUUGGUUUAACACUGGAUCAGCUUGCGGCUCGUGGUGUACUCCAUGUCACAAACCGCCUUUCAAUAAACGAUCUCUUAAACCCGGAAGGUGAACAGGGAGGGGUAGAACACUGUACGGAUGAAGAGCUCCUGGAAGCGGUGCAUCGGUCUUUGGAAAAAGAAGAUGGAGAGGAGGAGACAGAAGAAGUGGUCAAACCACCGCGGACUCUGAAAGAAGUGUUAUUUGCUGCACAAGUCCUGGAAGAAUCACUUGACCUGGUUGGAGAUCCGUACGCUUCUAAACUUGUCACCUUACUAAACCAACAUUGUAGGGAAAUGCGGUUGGAAGCUUCCUCUUCCUUGCGUGAUCAGACUCUCCAUCAAUUCUUUGGUCCUCGAGUUGAGAAUGCUACAAUUACCACUCUAGCCAAACCUGGACCAUCUUCAAGUUUCGUGAUUGAUCUAUCCCAUGAACCCACGGUUCUGUGGAACCAGAGGAUGCGCUGUGAAAGUCGAUAUCACCGUCAAAUUGAUCUCGGAGAUGGUGGAAAAGUCUAUCAGGUAUGGGGUAUGACAGAUUAUCGGUUAUGCAUUGUGUUGUGUAUGGGAACCAAUGUUGUUCUCUAA
Messenger RNA from Tremella mesenterica DSM 1558, 963 nucleotides. RefSeq lists its product as uncharacterized. Gene Ontology annotation, molecular function: nucleic acid binding. The record is from RefSeq and is a predicted model, not a curated record. The transcript has 2 exons. Lineage: Eukaryota; Fungi; Basidiomycota; Tremellomycetes; Tremellales; Tremellaceae. Bases 1 to 963 code for a protein of 320 amino acids.